CACAGCUUGAACCAUUCAACCAGAACCUACGUGUACUUCAGAGUAUCGUUACAAGAUAUUGGGUAAAGACCAACAAACUAGUGACGUCAUAAAACAUGGUCAAUUUUGAGGUCGUAUGUCUGGCUGCCAUGCUGGUAGUUUCUACAAUCGCCGUGCCAGUGUAUGAGCAGCACCAUCAAGUGGAGGAGCAGCAUUACGAACCAGCUCGUUACGAGUUCAAAUAUGGCGUGAAAGACGAGCACACACACGACAUCAAGGAACAGUACGAGAAGCGAGACGGCGACAAGGUGGAGGGUUACUACAAGUUGGUUGAACCAGACGGCACAGUCCGCACUGUCAAGUACACGGCCGACAAACACACCGGAUUCAUCGCUCAGGUCGAGAAGUCCGGACACGCCACUCACCCUCGGCCCAUCAAGAAGGUUAUUGCUCCUGUCAAGAAACUGGUGUACCCAGUGAAGAAGGUCGUCUACCCUGUCAAGUACCAAUCCUAUGAGCCAGAUCUUCAGCAAAGUUUUUCGCAAGAAGCUUCCCAUUAUGAGGUACCUGCUCAAAUUUAUUCUAACGAACAUUCAUCUCUGUCUGACGGAAGUCCUGGAAGUUACAGUAGCUUUAUCAUUGGAGGUGGAUCAGAAAAGUACGGGCAUCAACAGUAAGACUGCAGCAAUAACAUUUACAUCAUCAGUCAUCAAAUUCAUGAUACUGGCAUUCGAAUAGAAUUAUAGUUCACAUAAUUUACAGCCUAUAUAUAAUCUGAAAAAUUAUCAUAUCUUCCUCUCAAAAUAUUUUACAUAUUCCUUGGUAUUUUUGUUUGAAGGGAAUAUUUUACCGCCCUCUAUUUCUGGCCAUACAUAGCAAAGGUCACAAUACAAAAAUGAGCCACUAUAAGUCAGUCAGAAAUUAAGUUUCUCAAGCUGGACAAUCGUGGUUCUAUUUCCGGCAUGCAGACCGCCGUUGGGCCUACAUAGAUUCCUACCAGGUUCACCUUUAUUCGGUAUCAACGUUAGGAAUGCAUGGAAACAUACCUCUACUCCCACAUACGCCUUCAUACUUCAUAAACCACAAUAUAAAAAUUACAAAGCCUUCGCACUGUUGCGAAUUGGCAUUCAAAAGAUUUUAAGAAAUGACCUGUUGAGUAUGAAAAUUCAUGAACAAAUGUAACCUCUUGUAUAAGUGUAACUUCGCCAUUUACAGCCACAUAAGAUGUACCAUAAUCAUCACGAGUCUCACCAAAUCAUAACACAAUAAUCGCUACAUAUCUCACGAUCGUUGUAAAUAUUACCUCAACUUUCUACUUAUCUGAAGCUUUAUUCAUUGUGUAUUGUGUAUAUUGCAUUUGUAAAUAAACAUUUCAAGUUACGUAUUUUA
This is a messenger RNA of Zootermopsis nevadensis, 1368 nucleotides long. RefSeq lists its product as uncharacterized. NCBI's taxonomy places the organism in Eukaryota, Metazoa, Arthropoda, Insecta, Blattodea, Termopsidae. Gene Ontology annotation, cellular component: extracellular matrix. The record is from RefSeq and is a predicted model, not a curated record.